Messenger RNA from Nematocida minor, 1686 nucleotides. RefSeq lists its product as uncharacterized. The coding region runs from base 1 to 1686 and encodes 561 amino acids. Lineage: Eukaryota; Fungi; Microsporidia. The record is from RefSeq and is a predicted model, not a curated record. The transcript has a single exon.
AUGCAGCAAGAAGAUGGAAAGGGCAGAAGCUCAAUGGAAGAGAUAUCUGAUGAUAAUAAAAUAGAUGAGAAACAGAGAAAAGAUUCUGGUUCUACUGAAAAUGGCUUGAGUGGCUGCGAACAGACAGUCAGUAAUAGCCUAUGCAAAAUAGCGCAGUUGUAUGCUGAUACUUUUAAGCUCGUGGAAGGGAACUCAAAUGGGCUUUUUACUAAAGACAAUGCAUUUGUCAAAUUAGUCACAAGACACUUAAAAGAGGAAGUUAUCAGAUUUGGAACUGAUCAUUUUGCACUAUCCUACGUCAUAGAGUUUUUAAUUUCUCCAGCAGAGAGUAGAACACCUUACUCAUACGGCCUGUAUAGCAAAGCCAGCAUAGGAGUAUGCAUCUCUCCAGAGCUAACUAGCUGCAGCGAUGACAUUUUGAACAUCAUAUUGAUGUUUGUAGACCUGCAGGAGAAUGUGGAGGAUCGCAUUGUUGUACAAAACUUUGCGCUGUCUGAGAACUUCAGGUUUUCAAAGUUCAAAUAUUUUAGCUCUGCAAGCGAGGUCAAGCUGUGCAAUGUGUCUUUGCACUCGAGCACUUUUAAAGACAUGGAGAAUUUUGAAGAGCUCCUUGUUCUGGGCUUUAAAGAAACAAGACUACUUGGUGAUAAAAACUUAAAGACCACAAUAUGGGUCGACACCUUAUUAAUAGAAGCAGUGGAGGAGGAAGAGAUCGAACACUUUUUGCAUUCUAUACACAAUGUACACUUCAAUUUAUCAAUCAGCAUGGUAAACAUAACCAACACGCAGAGCAUUUCUAGUCUGCGCUAUCUGUCUUCUGUGAAAAUAUUGGAAUUUCACAGAACGGUUUUUAAAGAAAUUCCAGACUUUACCUUCAUCAAGAAAAUUAAGAACCUGUAUGCUCUGUACAUGCAAAAUGUGUUCUACGGAUACGACGAAAAGUAUGAGGAGAGCCUGCUCCCGCGGAUUAAGAGAAACGUGCAGUAUCUAAACAUAAGCCAAGUUCAGAAGAAGUACCAUACGUUUUCCGAGAAGGAAAAAAAGAUCAUCGACGAAAACAGGAAGAUAGGAGAAGAGAUAGCCAUUACAAAUUGCUACAUAAACAACAACAUCUACCAAGACCUGGGAUUUAGCAACAUUAAAGUGAACAACCCCAUCCUUAUAGACGUCAAAUUUCCUCUUGCUAUCGAUGAAACUUUUUUUAAUAUAGUUUCGUACUAUAUGAAGUUUCGCAUGAGCCUAGAAACUAGCUCUCUAUUUAUUUCAAGUUUCACAGAAGCUGCCAAGCCCGAUUCUCGAUUUCUUCCGUAUCUGAGCAACUUCGUGUUUCCCUUUGGCGCGUAUAAGGCAAUCAAGACAAUAGCCUUCAAAAUCAGCCAUAAAGACAAAAUAACUGAGAAAUUCAUGCUUUUUCUUAGAGACUCUGUGUGCCUGCACUUAAAUUCUGACUCUGUUGAGAAGGUAACGAUUGAGAUAACCAGUGUUGUAGAUCUAGACCUAAAUACCCUUAUUGAGUAUGGCAAACACUUUAAAAAACUCUCGUACAUAGGAUUUCAAAUUGGCAAGCUGACAUCAGCUGACAUUAAAAAUAUAAAUGAAAUAGGAGUGGACAGCACAUCUCAGUACAAAGUGUAUACACAUAAUGAUAGCAAUAGACUAAUAAUAGAAUUUACAGAAAAUACCUAG